UCUUGUCAACUUUUAAUACUAAGAGUUUUAAUUUCUUUCUUUCUUUUUUGUUAAAAUUAGAUUUUCUGUCAUAAGGUUCUUCUGUUGGUUUAAAAGUUAAAAAAGAAGAAGGAAACUCUCAUUUCUUGUAUAAAUACACAAUGUCUUCCCUUGCCUUCUCUUAUAUUUUUCAUCUCUAGUGCAACUUCUUCUCAUAUCAAAACAUGGCUUCUGGUUCUGGCUCAAGAAAAAAGAAAGCUUCUGGUUCAAAAGAAAAGAAAAAAGUGCCUUCUGGUAGUGGAAACGCUAGUGACAAAAAAUAUGGACAAACCUACAAUGUUAGGCCGUCAGGCGUUCAUAAAGCCACUAUAGUCUGGCUACACGACGUCGGGUUCACUGGCUACUGCUCACUUCCGGCUCUGCAAAAUUUCAGCCAUCCCAAUAUAAAAUGGAUUUGUCCGACUGCUCCUAUGCGUCGUGUUACCUCCUUGGGUGGGGAGGUAACUAAUGCAUGGUGCGACAUCACUAAAGUUUCUGAGAACAUGCAUGAUGAUUUUGAAAAUUUAAAUGAUGUAAACUCAUAUAUUACCGAGCUUUUAUCUUCUGAACCAAAUAAUGUGAAAAAAGGAGUAGGAGGAAUUGGCUUGGGUGCAGCACAAGCUCUCUACUAUACGAGUUGUUAUGCGUUUGGAUGGGUUCCCAUUUGCCCACAUAUUGUUAUAGGGAUCAAUGGUUGGCUUCCUGGCUGGAGGAACUUAGAAUACAAUAUGAAUAAUGCUAAUUUUGGUACUGCAAAUCGUGCUGCAUCAUCACGACUCUUACUUAUGCAUGGAACUUCUGAUGAUGUGAUUCCCUCUGCAUUUGGAUAUAGAUGUGCUGACUCCCUUCGAACGGCUGGAUUCCCAACCUUAUUCAAACAAUGCGGAGGGGAUCAUGUAAUGAAUGAGAUCCGUGUUUGGCUAAGAACCAUUGAGCUUUGAUGAUAUGGUUAUACUCUGCGGACCGAAGAGAACUG
Messenger RNA from Capsella rubella, 994 nucleotides. Its product is annotated as acyl-protein thioesterase 2-like. NCBI's taxonomy places the organism in Eukaryota, Viridiplantae, Streptophyta, Magnoliopsida, Brassicales, Brassicaceae. The record is from RefSeq and is a predicted model, not a curated record. The coding region runs from base 204 to 959 and encodes 251 amino acids. The transcript is spliced from 9 exons. Gene Ontology annotation, molecular function: hydrolase activity.